Molecule: messenger RNA, 607 nt
Organism: Effrenium voratum
Lineage: Eukaryota; Dinophyceae; Suessiales; Symbiodiniaceae
Source: the annotation of a GenBank genome assembly
GAAGAAGGAACUCCUCCAGGACUUGUUUGACUUGGGCGACCAGGUGGUGCGAGCUCGCGAAGAAGAUGCAGGCGACGCAGAGGCUGAGGAUGGCUUGGAGUCUGGCCGUGACCGGUCGAAGGCGCAGAAGUUCAAGAAGAUGCUGGCCGAGGAGAGCUUGCCUGCUGCGGUGCUGGCGGAGUAUCAGUCCUGUGGCUCCCGUGAUGACAAGACCAAGCUGAUCAACACUCUCUUUGUGAAAGAAGGUGGGGCGCUGAAGCUUCGGCCGGAGAAGUUGACCUUCAGCACGCAAAAGCGGCUGGAGACCACAGACUCGAAGGCGGAGAAGGAGAAGGGCAUCGGCAAGAACUUGUUCAUGUCCAAGUGGCAGAUCAAGGGGCAGGCCGUCGAGUUCGAUGAGGACCAGUUCAAGGAGGUGAAGAAGCUCUGGUCGAAAAUGACGCCGGAGUUUGCGGAGGAGACGCUAGCCGGAUCCCGGAGUGAGGACCUCAUGGGCCGCAUUUCCACCUUGAUUAGCAGCUGUGUGAGCGGCCGGACGGACGUAUCUGCCACCUUGAAGGGCAGAAAAGUACGGGCUGGCUUGCCACUAUAUGUGGUCUGCUGCUGA